AUGGCGGACAAAGUGAAGAGUAUUGAUGAAUGCAUUUUAACUGCAAACAACUUAAGAACAACCGUGAGAAAAGUAUUUCAAGAUCUUGCAGCUUCUCCUGGAGUGAAAAGAGAAAAAGCAGAAUCCUCAGAGUCUAGUAAAGGUGAAAAUAUCACCCGACUUUUAAAGAAGAAUCUCACCGAAGUUCACAAGGUUUUAAGUGAGUUGGAUAAAACAUGCGAGGGUCUACCAACAUCAUCAAGUGGCUCUCUUUCUUUGGGAAAUACAGGAUUAUUAAGCUUGGAUCCUAUUGAAGACAAGACUGCACUGUAUGACAAGGUUCUAGACACAUAUGACUGGCAUGAGAAGCUGACCUCAGAGGCUCAACAGGCAUUAUCAUGUUUGAAAAGACAUCAUCCCUUGCAUGGUUCAGAUCGUCCUUCACCAUCUCCAAAGAAGGCAAAGGCAAACUCAAGGGAGUUCCUACGAGGGGAAAUUCAAAAAGCUUUGAGUGAAAGCAAGUCUUUGUAUCCUUGCUUAGAGCUGUCAAUAUCAAUGGCGCAUGGAGCUCCUGUUGUUGAGGUUGUUGUACCAAAGACAUUGAAAGCAACAAUGAUUCUUCGCAAUAUGUCAGAAAUUGACCAAGUCGUAAUAAGAGGAAUACAGGAGAGCAAGCUCCUGGAUAAGGAGGAAUCAUGGUCUCAGUCAGCUCAUGCUGUCUUCAGAAAGAUAACAGAUUAUGCAACAUCAGUUGUAUUACACCAUUACUCCCCAAGUGAUCCUACAUCUCAAGUGAGAGGCUUACUGAAAUGGCUGAACAGCUUUCAAGCUCUUUUCUCCAUUAAGUGUGUCGGCUGUGGCUUUCACUUAAAGGAGGAGACAGAAAAUGUCUUCCUUCCCCCUUGCUGGCGAACAUUCGAAGAUCUAUCACCCUACCAUUACCAAUGCAGACCUUAGUCACUGUGCCGCUGUGCUAGCAUUUGUGCAAGUUUUUGUGCUGGGAAAAAUGGCAGACAUUUCUGAGGAGGGAUACCGUUUGCGUAAGGUUCAGUCAAAACUGGCAAACAAUUGUCAGAACGAUAGCGCGUGGUUGGUACAAGUGGGACAAGAUUGGCGCACGAUUUGUGCGAGGUUUGCAGUAUGCAAUAAGAGAGUUAAACUUCGACCUGCCCUCCCCAGAAACCUCUUAGUUAUUG
Pocillopora damicornis (cauliflower coral) is the source of this 1175-nucleotide messenger RNA. Its product is annotated as mediator of RNA polymerase II transcription subunit 27. The record is from RefSeq and is a predicted model, not a curated record. Gene Ontology annotation, biological process: regulation of transcription by RNA polymerase II. Gene Ontology annotation, cellular component: mediator complex. Gene Ontology annotation, molecular function: transcription coactivator activity. NCBI's taxonomy places the organism in Eukaryota, Metazoa, Cnidaria, Anthozoa, Scleractinia, Pocilloporidae.